Paramecium pentaurelia is the source of this 167-nucleotide messenger RNA. NCBI's taxonomy places the organism in Eukaryota, Ciliophora, Oligohymenophorea, Peniculida, Parameciidae. The record is from the annotation of a GenBank genome assembly.
AUGGGGUAAUAUAGUUUGUCACAACUCAGUUUCUUGUUUCUCAGUGCGGCAGUCUGUUUACUAAAAGGGGGUAAUCCCUCCCCCGCAGCUUUACAUGGGCGUCGAGCAUGCCCACUCUCUCAGGGCCCCCCCGACUCCAAGCCUCGACUCAGAGUUUGGAUAGUAAA